Messenger RNA from Cyprinus carpio (common carp), 1357 nucleotides. RefSeq names its product scavenger receptor cysteine-rich domain-containing protein DMBT1-like. Lineage: Eukaryota; Metazoa; Chordata; Actinopteri; Cypriniformes; Cyprinidae. The record is from RefSeq and is a predicted model, not a curated record. Gene Ontology annotation, cellular component: membrane.
UCUAAUAAAACUGAUUAUUGUGAUGUUGUUGUCAGCACCUAUUCACUGCAGAGGGUCCAUUGGUGAGUAAAUUAUAUCGAAAUUGGUUCAGAUGAAGAGCCAAACUCAUCUACAUCUUGGAUGGCCCGAGGUGGGUGAAGUUUAAGCAAAUUUUCAUUUUUCUGUGAACUGUUUCUUUAAUGCAGCAGUGUGUGGAACUUUGACCUAUAUAAAAAUAAAUACAGUCACUGUAAAUGGAGAAAACAUCCUAAAUGUGUUUUUAAGUAGUUAAUGUUUUUUCUUUUACUUUCAUUUGUGUGGCUGUUAGCUUCUCUCAGGCUCAUAAAUGGACACGACUCUUGUUCUGGAAGAGUGGAGGUUCUUUAUAAUGGAACAUGGGGAACAGUGUGUGAUAAUGGCUGGGAUCUAACAGAUGCUGCAGCAGUGUGUAGAGAGAUGGGCUGUGGGGAUGUGAUUGAGGCGAAGAGCGCUGCUCAUUUCGGUCCGGGAUCAGGGCCUGUCUGGAUAAGUGAUUUGCAAUGUUCUGACACUGACUCAAGACUAAGAGAUUGUAAAUCAAGUGGAUGGGGAAGAGGCAGCUGUGGACAUGAAAAAGAUGCAGGAGUCAUCUGUAAAGCAAUAGAUAACGUUAGGCUGGUCAGCAGCACCAACCCCUGUUAUGGACGAGUAGAGGUUCUUCAUGUCGGUCAGUGGGGAACAGUGUGUGAUGAUGGAUGGGAUGCAUCAGAUGCUGCAGUGGUGUGUAAACAACUGGGCUGUGGGACAGUUUUGGAAGUAAAGAGUGCUGCCUAUUUUGGAAUGGGUUCAGGAAUUGUUUGGAUGAAUAAUGUGAACUGUUCUGGGAAUGAGCCUACUUUGAUGAACUGUUCAUAUAAUGCAACUCCAAACAGUUGUGGCCACGAGAAAGAUGCCGGAAUCAUUUGUGGAUCUGUUAAAGUCAUGUUGAGGGUUGAAGUGAAGGCUAAGAAUGGAGUUGACCCAAAUGCUGCUGGAAUCAUAAAUAAACUUUCAGAGGAGAUUGGGAAGAAGCUACAAAUCAACGGGACUUUCUCACUGAAAACUUGGACCGAUGGAAAAAUCUUCCAUAAGAGAAUAGGAGCUGCACCCUGACAAAUUGGUCAUUUCUGGAAUACAGAGAAGAAAAUAAGCAAACACUAUGUAAAAGGAAAUAAAUUCUACAUCCAUUUUUCAGUCUGACCUUUUAUAAAUGAAAUUAAUAUUUAUCUUACACAUUUUUCCACAUAUGACAAUGCUUCAUAUAAUAUCCUUGUAAUUUUUUCCCCUAAUGACAAUGUAGGCAUUGUUUUGAUACUAAUAAAGUAACUUUGUGUGUCAUCCUAACUGUAAUAUAUAUGUA